AAAAACAAAAAAAAAAACCAAAAACACUAAGGUGUAGAUUGAAGAAGACACCCUCCCUCUUUCGACCUCAGGGUUCUGAAUGCAUUGCAAAGCACAAACUCCCCGGGCUGGGCUGGAGUGUUUGAUAGUCCAGUGGUUAAGAGCACUUUCGGCAAGGUGUGGUGCAUGCCUUCAACUGCGGCACUCGGGAAGCAGAGGCAGACGGAUCACUGAAUUCCAGGCAAUCCUGGGUUACAUGGUGAGACCAUGUCUAAAAGUACUUGGUCUUGCAGAAGACCUAAGAUGCGUUUCCGGCACCCACACCAGGCGGUUGCCGCCCUGUAUCCCCAGCUUUAAGGGAUCCCAAACACAUAAAAGUAAAAAUAAAUCCUUAAAAGCAACCAAAGACUUCCUUUGAGAUGACAGUCGCACAACCAAAAGAAGUGACCCACUUGCGAUUUAGACAUCCGGAUUCCGUGCUAGUAUCCCGCUUCCAGUGGCUUCUGACGUCACCUAAAAAGCGCCGGAAAUGACCUCGCGCUGCCUAGGAAACAGGACGCGGCCCAGUGGUAGCCAAACCUGGGACAGCCGCACCCACCCUGUCGCCAUGGAGCUUCCCUCAGGGCGGUGCGGGGAUCCUCGCUCUUGUGACGAAGAGUCGGACCCCGAGCCAGACCCGGACCCUGACGCUCAGGCUGAGGCCUACGUAGCCCGUGUGCUUACCCCACCCAAACCUGGCCUGACCCCGCGGCGCUCGUCGCUGCAGUCCACGCUCUCCGCGUCCCUGGGCGCGCCGGAGCGAAAGGCUGCCUCCAGAGUCCCGGCCGUGCGCCUGCCGGGCCUGCUGAGCCUUCCCCCGGAGCUGCUGCUGGAGAUCUGCGCCUACCUGGAUGCGCGGGUCGUGCUCCAUGUCCUGCCGUGCGUGUGCCAAGCACUGCACGACCUUGUGCGUGAUCAUGUCACCUGGAGGCUACGCGCUCAGCGCCGCGUACGCGCACCCUACCCAGUGGUGGAAGGUACGCACACCUCGGGCUACAGGAACUCCUGCCCAGAGGAGGACUUUGACUGGCCAGCUGCCUGCAUCGAGCUGGAGCAGCAUCUGGCCCGCUGGGCAGAGGAUGGACAGCGAACGGAGUACUUCUGCCUGGCUGAUGGUCACUUUGCUUCCAUCGAUGCAGUGUUGCUGCUGCAGGGUGGGGCACUGUGUCUGUCAGGUUCCCGAGAUCGCAAUGUCAACCUGUGGGACCUACGACAUCUAGGAAAGGAGCCUAGCCGAGUUCUGGUGAAGGCCUUGGGCACCCAGGGCAACAGCACACACAAGGGCUGGGUGUGGUCGCUAGCAGCACAGGAUCACCAUGUGUGCUCCGGCUCUUGGGACAGCACUGUGAAGCUGUGGGACAUGGCAGCUGAUGGGCAGCAGUUUGGCGAGAUCAAGGGCAAGGCGGCAGUGCUGUGCCUCUCCUACCAACCUGACAUCCUGGUGACUGGCACCUAUGACAAGAAGGUGACCAUCUAUGAUCCCAGAGCCGGCUUGGCCCUGGUGAAGACCCGCAGGCUGCACUCGAGCGCUGUGCUGGCGGUGUUGGCAGAUGACAGGCACAUCAUCUCAGGCAGUGAGGACCACAGUCUUGUGGUGUUUGAUCGCCGGGCCAACAGCGUCCUGCAGCGGCUGCAGCUGGACUCCUAUCUGCUCUGCAUGUCCUACCAGGAGCCCCAGCUCUGGGCGGGUGACAACCAGGGCCUGCUGCACGUCUUCGCCAACCGAGAUGGUUGCUUCCAGCUUGUCCGGUCCUUUGACGUGGGUCACCAGUCUCAGGUCACAGGGAUCAAACACUCGCUGGGGACUUUGUACACAACAUCUACUGACAAGACCAUUCGGGUUCACGUGCCCACAGACCCACCCAGGACCAUCUGUACCAGAAGCCACCACAAUGUGUUGAAUGGGAUCUGCGCUGAGGGUAACGUGGUGGUGGCUGCCUCCGGUGGACUGUCACUGGAGGUCUGGAGGCUGCUGGCCUAAACAGCUGGACAUGGCUGUGGACGGCUGUUGGUAUAUCUAUACUGCCUGCUGAGGCUGCCCUGAGCCUCAGCUCUGGAGGACCUUCCUGCUAUUGGUGCUGCUUCUGCCCUGCUCCACGGUCUGGGGCACAGGAAGACCUAGGGCUGGCCCCACACCUGUGCCUGUGGAGGUGACAUUCUAGUUUUAGCCACCCAGGGGCCUAUUCCCUACCUUCCACCCCUGGAUUGUUUUGUUUUGUUCAUUGAGACAGGGUCUCAUGUAAACCAGACUGGCCUCAUACCCACUACGUUUUUGAGGCAGGUCUUGAAGCCUGAUCCUCCUGCCUAAAUCUCCACGUGUUGGGAUAACAGGCGCACCCCCACGCCCGGAUGAUCCCUGUUUUGUCAGGAUUUGGGUGCCUCUCUCCCACGGGAGAGUGAAGGAGAAAUAAACGACCUACUGUGCAGUUGUGGGAA
This is a messenger RNA of Peromyscus leucopus (white-footed mouse), 2454 nucleotides long. RefSeq names its product F-box and WD repeat domain containing 9 (gene Fbxw9). Gene Ontology annotation, cellular component: preribosome, large subunit precursor. Lineage: Eukaryota; Metazoa; Chordata; Mammalia; Rodentia; Cricetidae. The record is from RefSeq and is a predicted model, not a curated record. The transcript is spliced from 10 exons. The coding region runs from base 509 to 1999 and encodes 496 amino acids. Gene Ontology annotation, molecular function: protein binding.